UCUCGGCCGGCCGCCAACCUCUCCCUUCACGGAACCGCUCGCAUUUGGGGACGCGCCUUCCGCAGUCUCCCCCAAAGCGACGGGAAGGGUUCUCUGGGGUGCUUUUUCUCAUUCUACUUCUUCCACCGAGCGGCGAGGAGCCUUGCACAGGCCGCCCCUGAAGAUGCGGGCCGGCCUCUUCCCCUCGCCCUCCUCUGCCAGCGGGCGUGGAAAGGAGCCGGGCGACGAGAAUAACAGCCCCCUCCAUCGCGCCCGCCCCCGGCUGAGGCCCGGCCUUGGCGGGCCGAGGGUGUUUCCCAGAUAGGCCGUGACUGGUGGGAAGGCGGAGAGGAGGGAGUCGGGGGUUGGAGGCGGAGCGGCCUCUCGGUUCCGCGCCGUCAAGCCGAGCAACACUGGGCGGGACGGGUGGAAGCGCGCCGGGGCCGCACACGGUCGCCGCCGCCGCCGCCAGGGGUGGGGAUGUGGUGCGAGGGCCCCGGGCCGCCUCUGGCUUGAACGGCUAAAGCAGCCGGGGUGCGGGAAGAUGGCGACGCCGCCGGCGGCCUCCUCAAGGGGCUCGGAGACCCGCAGCGGCACUCGGCAGGGCGGCGCUCGGCGGCGCUGCCAGUGGCUGCUUUAUUGGGUGCCGGUUCUGUUCAUCUGGAGCAUCCUCUGCUGGUCCUACUACGCUUAUGUCGUCCAGCUCUGCCUGCUAAGCAUGUCAAGUGUUGGAGAAAAAGUGAUUUGCAUGAUUGGCUACCAUCUGUGUUUUGCAAUGUUUAUGUGGUCUUACUGGAAAACGAUCUUUACGUUACCCAUGCAUCCUUCCAAAGAAUUCCACUUGACAUAUGCAGACAAAGAAUUAUUGGAGAGAGAACCUAGAGGUGAAAUACAUCAAGAAGUGUUGAAGAGAGCAGCCAAGGACCUCCCUAUCUAUACAAGAACCAUGUCUGGAGCUAUACGAUACUGUGACCGAUGCCAACUUAUAAAACCAGACCGUUGCCAUCACUGCUCUGCCUGUGACAAAUGUAUUUUGAAAAUGGACCAUCAUUGUCCUUGGGUGAACAACUGUGUUGGAUUCUCGAAUUACAAGUUUUUCCUCCUUUUCUUGGCAUAUUCUCUAUUAUACUGCCUUUUCAUUGUGGCAACUGAUUUACAGUAUUUUAUUAAAUUCUGGACAAACGGCCUUUCAGAUACUCAGGCCAAGUUCCAUAUCAUGUUUUUGUUCUUUGCCGCAGCCAUGUUCUCUAUCAGCUUAUCCUCUCUGUUUGGAUAUCACUGUUGGCUAGUCAGCAAAAAUAAAUCAACACUAGCAUUCAGAUCACCAAUUUUCCGGCACGGGACAGACAAAAACGGCUUUAGCUUGGGCUUCAGCAAAAAUCUACGACAAGUUUUCGGAGAUGAGAAAAAAUAUUGGUUGUUGCCAGUUUUUACUAGCUUAGGGGAUGGCUGCUCCUUUCCUACCUGCCUUGUUAGCCAAGAUGUUGAACAAGCUUCUACUCCUUCUGGACUAGCUUCUUCAAACAAAAAUGAGAAUCACCAUUUUCCUGCAAAGCCCCUACGAGAUUCCCAAAGCCACCUUCUCACAGACAGUCAUUCUUGGACCGAAACUAAUGCAAGUAUUGAAAAGAACAAACAAGGUAUGAGCAACCCUGCACUAACUAUGGAAAAUGAAACCUAGCACGUGCAAGUCAAAAGUAUUCUGGCUGUUCAAGUGUGGAAUUUUUUGCUGAGCGGAAGAGGAAUUCUUCCACAACAUCAGCAUCCGUCAACCAGCUGUUCCAGUCCACUGCUGCAGGGAUAUGCUCAGAAGAUAUUUCAAGACCUAAUUGACCUGUCUUCAUAUCAUUGCUUGAAAUACAAGACCUGUUGUCAUCCCUUGGUGUGUAUAAAGGAAUAUUUUGGUUAACACAUGUAUUUUUAAAAUACAAAGAAAAGUCUUGAACAUUACAGGAUGGGAAAGCAAGACGUCUUUCAGUGAGACAUACAGGACAACACUUAAUCCUUCGCAAUAUAAGGUUUUUUGCAUUCGCAUUGGUACUUCAAGUAUGCAUAAUGUAUCUGUGCUCGUUGCAGCAAUUCUUCGUUUUUUAAAUUUUGCCUCUGAUUUCCAGUUGCACACCUAGCCUUAUGGCUGGGAACAUGUAAUCAAUUUCGAUCUAUUGAUCAGUUUGGUAUGAUGAUCACACUAUUUUGAUUCUUGCCUUUCAGAUAAAUAUUGAAAGACUACGAUAACUUACUCCCUUUUCCUCAUGCAGAUUGUAUACUUAAUAAAUUCAUACAGGAGAAGCAAAAUCAUACAAACUUAAUUCUUUGUGUCUAAGGACACAUGGUUAAAAAGGUCAGAGAAUAAUCUUGUGAGACUAUAUGCAGUGCUUCACAGUUUGAUAUACAACCCCAUUAUAGAAAUAUCUGACACUAAUGUUUCUUAAGAACCUGGAUAUGACAAUCCUAACCUUUUAAGAGGCUGAUUUAAUAACACUAUUGUCGAAGUUUGACAUACUAUUCUUAAAUUGCAGCAUUCCUCAUCAUUACCCUGAUGAUGUAAAUACAGGGAGAUAUAGUAUACUCACACGAAUUACUGUGGUUCUGAUCACACUGAAGAAGCUAAGAGGGCUUUCAGAGAAACAUUUUAAAUUAAACUAGCCAUUGUCCAGGUUUUCAGGGUAGCUUUUGUAGAAUCGAUUUAACAAAUCUGCUUUAAGGUUUUCUUUCGAGUUCUGAAGCCAAGAAAAUUGCAGUGUUACAAACAUAUUUACAUCAGUGCCUCUGCAUGCACUAUACGGCAGAUCAAGUGAUAUAAUGUAGCACACUGAGUUUACAUAAAGUACAACAUAUAUCUGGCCCUAUGACUUAUUUUAUCUUGACAGCGCAUUAAGUGCAAAACAUCUUCAAAGCAUGAAGUUUUAGAAUGUCGUGCCUGAAAGGAUUGUGGUUUUUCUAGUAUUUAAGAAAAACUGCUAUUUUUAAAUUUAUGAUUCUUGCAACGCAAAGCAGAUAGAAUUUGAUCAUUACUUCAAAAUGAUUUUGGGGGGAUGGUUGCAAGAUCCUUUUGAAGGAGCGGGUGUAACAUUUCUGCAGUAAUUGCAUUGCAGCUGUACAAUAGUGGCAUUUUAAUUCAUACUAAGACUGUUUGCAGGCUCUAUCACCAAAAGUGCCAGACCACGAUUUCAUGGAGUGGGAUAUUUGAGAACCUUGUGCGUAGUAGUACAUUGUUUUAUGCAACGUGUGUAGGCAUUUUUGCAGUUGCUUGUUUCCACAACCUAGUUUGUAUUUCCUUGAUGUUACUAUUAAUUGGAUUUUCUAUUUCAAGCUUGGAAAAUCACAGGCAGAGAAUGGAGGAAAAAAAGGCUUAUACUCUCAGUCCUCAGUCAUAAUGCACCUAUUGUGCUGUGUGUGCUAGUUGCAGGGGCUGCCUUUAAUACUUACUUUAAAGUAUGUAUAAAAUGAAGUGAAAAGGCUUAUGGAGCUGGAAUUCAGAUUUCAUGUGACACGUUUAUUACAGUAUAUAUGCCUGAAAUGCAGUAAUUUUUUAGUAAAAUUCAGAGGACGUUUCAACUAUAAUUCUCUUCACUGUUUCAUAGAAAAGGCUGAUGCGUAAACUGAUUGGGGUUUUUUUCCCAUUUUUGGGAAUCAAUUUUUGGGAAUGGAGGUUUGACCAUACCUAUAGAAAGACAGGUUUCAGGCAAAUGCUGCAUUAGAUUAAUGUGCUUUUCCCCAGCUGUCUCCUUGUUAGACAUAGAAAGCAGAAAGUGAAGCUUGUGAAUAUGAAUGGCUGCUUUACUUCAAAGCUGAGUAUAUUAUCUCAGAAGAAAAUUUCAUUUGACUUUGUGAGCAGAGGAGCCAGCACUAACCUUAAACAGAGAACAAGGUACAGGCUGCUUUGGGGUAGAAACAGGGUUCUAGACAACCUGUACAACUUCUCAUUUGGGAAUUUGCCUGUAGUGGAGAAUUGAAGAGAGAGCCGUGGCAUGGCCCCAGGGUUCCUGUUGGGAGUUUUGCCCCCUUACUGCUGUCCCCCAUUUUCCACUUAUGGUGUUCCUAAGUGUCUCUGUCUCCCCAGGAGCAACGUUGCUGGGAGAGAAGGAAGAUAGGUGCUUUCUAGUAGUUGAAACCAAACUUUGGAUAUGAACUAUUAAGAGUUCUCUUGCUCAAUUAUCACAUACUGCAUACUUUCAUAUAGAGCUCUAAGUGAACAUCCUUCUAUUUCUGUACUCUUCAGAUACAAUUCUGGAACAGCCUCUACACUACAAAUCCUUUCUUACUCUUCACAAUGUAUAUGUCCCUGCAGGCAUUACAUAUCCGAGGUUAUUUUAGGCAGUAUCAGUCAGGUGACCUGGUGUGGAAUCAGUAUUUCUUGAAUGGUAUUUCAGUACCAUCUGCACAAUAUUUUAAAAUGAAAUAUGAACUAAAGGUGAGAAAAAAAUACUGCCAGUCUUUCCAGUUAAUGUUACAAUUUUAGAACAAUUUUGACUAAUUAUUUUAUUUUGUACAGUACAUAAGUGAGCUAAUAAGCUGAUUGUACAAACAAAACUAAGAAGCUAGUACAUUUUUGGAAUGAGUUUCCAACUGACCAGUAGCACUGAUAAGUGACUUUACCUCCUACAACAGAGGUUGUCACUAUCAAUAGAUUACCAAGGUUCACAUGGAAGCAGGUAUGCAUAUGCAUAUCUCCCUGUAAUCAAACAGAUGAAUUUAAUACUGUCUUACAGAACUAGAUUAUAAUAUGCUAAAUCUGUAUCUGCAAGAAGGUACCAUAGCAGCCAUGUAAUAGUCUGAUAUUAUCCCUCAUGUAUGAGUUCAUUGUCCUUGUAGAUGGAGUGUUUAGAUAAACAUUUUCAGACUGUGGGCCAGCCAGGCACAACCCACACUGGGGCAUUGACUGUAACUAUCAUCAUUUCAAUCCUUGAAAUACUUUCACUUGGCCAUUCUGCCCCCCCCCCCUCCCAAACACACACACACGCGAUGAUGAUGAGUUUGCAACAGGCAGUUGUAUUAUAUGUAUACCUCUGAUAUCCACAAUUCAACUGGGGGCUAAAAUGAUUAGGUGGCUCAGAAACUCGUAUAAAACCCAUGAUUAUACCCGAUUAUCACAUGAGUUUCUUCAAACCAAAUUUCCUGAUUAAUGGGAAAGAUAGUACAUUUAUAUUUCCCAGAUUCAUGAAACAUUUGCAUAAGCUGGUGUUCCUCGUUAUUGCCUGCAGGAGCAUUUCCCAGCCUCUGACUGCAUAGAGGUUAUUGCUCAUUCAUAACCAUGAUCUGGCACUUUUAUUAACUAAACUUCAAGGACAGAUGGGAAUUAUGCAAAACAAGACAUUUAAGGACUGGCUUUGGCCAUCAGUCGUUCAACAGAUAGUGUAGUGCUAGCAUUAUGUAUUCUUUCAGCCAAGCUCUCUUUAUAAGGGGGUACAGGAACUAGGUGAUUUAAGAGUCUCACCCCCUCACAGGGAAGGUACUAGUGCUUGAUGAGUAUUUUAAAAGUACUUGAAUGAUUUUAAAGACAUAUUCGGAUGGAACUGAAGAGUACUAAUUAUAAGUUUCAGUUUUAUUUAAAAGGGCACCUUUAACUUCCAUAAUUGUACCAUAUUUGGUAGUAAAAACCAAAUGAUUGCGAGCAUUGUCAGAGGUAUGCAGGAGAAUUUGUGGGGCCCAUUUGUGAAGGUCCUCCUUCAGUUUCACUUUUAAAAAGCAUCCGUGGUGAGAGCACUGUGUUGUACCAAACAGUGAUAACUUUCCAAUCAGUGGAUUGCCUGGCAGGCAGCAAUCUAUCGAGAGCUCUCUACCCUGAUGUUUGAUUAUCAGAAUUUUUAAACUAUUCCUCUGAAAAAGUGACAGGAGUGCUUCAUAGCCAGCAUUCUUUCUAUCUUAAUCUUUUAGAUUUCUGUCCAAGCAUCCAACAGAAUUGAAGAGAGACAUCAAAAAUAGCCAUUCCAGUCACAGUAGAUAUCUAAAAUAUUUUUCAAUCAUUGCAAAGUAGUUUUAUAACACUUUCUAUUCCAGAUAGGUACAAAAGUAAUAUAUUAUUCUUGGAAAAUUUAGCCAGGAGCUAAGGUAUAUAAAAUUUAAAACAAAGAACAUUAUUAAAACUAACCAAAAUUAACACAAGACAUUGUAAAAGUUUUAAGACCUUUGACCCAGAAACGGUACCACUUUAGUAUAGCACUUACUUUUUUGAGAUCAUAAUCUCAGGACAACCUUUGCUGUAAAUUACUUCUUUCAUAGAAAGAAACCAUGACCUUGAAAGCUGAACUAAUGGGAAAGUAAGUUGUGGGACGAGAUUGGCUUUCUCAUCCUUAGUAUUGUCACCAAGCCCAGACCACCACUGUGGAAGUUAGAUCAUUACUAGGCUAAUUACAUCAGAAACAGUAGUUACAAACCACAGUGGUAAAAUAUGACCCGCCACUGAGGACUAUACAAAAUAUAUCCACUAUUCUGCAUCAGCAAGGCAAAGUAUUUGAAGGAAUCAAAGUUCUUAUUAUGUAACAGACUUAGCCUAGAAUCCUCUUACAUUCCAGCAACAGACUUUAAGUCUGAUACCAAAUCCAUUGCAGAAGAAAACAGCGAUGAAAGUAAAAACAAGGUUGCAUUUUGCUCUCUACCAGUUAAAAUCCAUUAUUUAAAGUAAUUGCCCUCUGGGUGCUGCAUGGUUUAAUCCAAAGGGGGCAGGUGUACUCAUAGCAGAGGAAAGGCAGUGGUGAUAAUUCUAGAGUGAUUACUGGAAACUAGCUUUUUGGAAUACUCAGGGUACCAUGAGUGGACAAAUUUCAUUUCAUCUACAAUGAAUCAUUCUCAGUAACAUCAAUAACAGACUGACUACUCAUGGUUUUGUAUGCCUCUCCUCCCUGUUUCUUCAAUACUUCUGGCAAGACUUUUGAGGCAAAAUGGAGUAAGCCUCAAAAUGCUCUGCUGUGGAGUGUUUUGAUCCUCUCUCAUUCUUGUAGUAAAGAGGAAAAAACACUCCCAAAAUCAUUCCCAGUGCUUGCCUGAAUAUGCAUUGUUAAGAAGCAACGCUAAAUAGCUGCAGGUCUUGCACAGAGUGGAAAAGAAUGUUUUGCUUUGCUCCUGUUUGUAUUCUGUAAAGCAGUAUUAUGUAUUUUUGUAUCUCAUUAACUUGCUGCUGGAAAAAAAUUAAAAACUUUUAAGAUAAAA
Molecule: messenger RNA, 7128 nt
Organism: Sphaerodactylus townsendi
Lineage: Eukaryota; Metazoa; Chordata; Lepidosauria; Squamata; Sphaerodactylidae
Gene: ZDHHC2
Product: zinc finger DHHC-type palmitoyltransferase 2
Exons: 13
Coding region: 524-1660 (378 amino acids)
Biological process (GO): peptidyl-L-cysteine S-palmitoylation; protein targeting to membrane
Cellular component (GO): Golgi apparatus; endoplasmic reticulum
Molecular function (GO): protein-cysteine S-palmitoyltransferase activity
Source: RefSeq, a predicted model, not a curated record